AUGGCUAUAAUUGGUAGUAAUGCAGAAGAUGUAGCUUCCAGUUAUUAUGCUAUUAUUAAAAGGGCACCUGCUCAUAUUAAACACUAUACCUUUUGGUGUGACAACUGCAGUGCUCUGAAUAAAAAUUGGAAACUGUAUGUUGCAUUGUGCACAGCAGCUGUCAAUGCGGAUUGGGGCCCAGAAACUGUGACUGUCAAGUACUUUGAAGCAGGCCAUUCAUUUAUGAAAGCAGAUGUUGUGCAUGGUCAAAUUGGGAAAGCAAUGAAAAAAAAAUCUAAUGUUUAUGACAUUCAUGACCUAAAUGAUAUUAUCCCUAAAACAUCAAGACAUAAUAAGACCCUUUUGCUGAACUUUGAAGACUUUUACGAAUUUAAAGAAGGUAAUAGACAAAGACGAUCAAAAAAUAGCUCGGAAAAUUUACCUAUGUUAAACAACGUUAAAGUUUAG
Psylliodes chrysocephalus is the source of this 447-nucleotide messenger RNA. Lineage: Eukaryota; Metazoa; Arthropoda; Insecta; Coleoptera; Chrysomelidae. The record is from the annotation of a GenBank genome assembly.